Molecule: messenger RNA, 786 nt
Organism: Trichoderma reesei QM6a
Lineage: Eukaryota; Fungi; Ascomycota; Sordariomycetes; Hypocreales; Hypocreaceae
Exons: 1
Biological process (GO): intracellular manganese ion homeostasis
Cellular component (GO): fungal-type vacuole membrane
Molecular function (GO): manganese ion transmembrane transporter activity; iron ion transmembrane transporter activity
Source: RefSeq, a predicted model, not a curated record
AUGACGAGAUCACGAAGCCCCCUCCUCAUCCGCUUCCUCUCAGACUUCACCCUCGGCUUCUCAGAUGGCCUCACCGUCCCCUUUGCCCUCACCGCGGGCCUCAGCUCCCUCGGCCGCACCGACACCGUCAUCUACGCUGGCCUGGCCGAGCUCUGCGCCGGCAGCAUCAGCAUGGGCAUUGGCGGCUACCUCUCCGCCAAAGAUGAGCUGCUGCCGCCGCCCGCGACUGAGAACCACCAUCGGGACGGUGACGAGGAGGAGCUGAGGGGCAUGUUGCGGCAUGUUGGCGACAGAGAGAGUGUGGAUGAGAAGAGCAAGGAGGCGCAGGAGGUGGUCGUGAGGCGGCAUCUGGAACCUCUUGCGCUGCCUGGGUGGAUGGUUCAGGAUAUCAUGACGGCGCUCAAUGAUCGGCCUGGGGGAUUACACAGCGUUUCCCGACGUUUACUUUCCUCAAGGGCUGCGAGUCUCGUCCAAGAGGGCUCUUCCAGCACCGACCAGCUGCCCGUAUGGCCCGUUGCCUCGGGUCUCUCCAUUUCGCUGGGCUACAUCAUCGGCGGCACGAUUCCCCUGCUGCCGUACUUGUUUGCUGCGACUGUCGGCCUUGGGCUCCGCUGGAGCAUUGCUCUGUGUCUGGUGGCGCUGAUGUCGUUUGGUGCUGGAAAGAGCUGGUUGCUGAGAGGCGGAGAGGCGUCGAGCAGCAGCAGCUGGAUGCGGUGCGUGUGGGAGGGCUUGCAGAUGCUGAUUCUGGGGAGCUUGGCGGCGUUGGCGGCGGUGCUGUGCGUGUCU